Molecule: messenger RNA, 888 nt
Organism: Colletotrichum tamarilloi
Lineage: Eukaryota; Fungi; Ascomycota; Sordariomycetes; Glomerellales; Glomerellaceae
Exons: 6
Coding region: 1-888 (295 amino acids)
Source: RefSeq, a predicted model, not a curated record
AUGUAUCGCUUUUGCGUUUUUGAUACCUUUUCCGCCGAUCAUCUUCACCAUGAUGCGAUAUGGCUUAGGACGAGAUAUCUGGACAUUGCAGCCCUCCUGUUCGUUCUCCAACUCUUUUACAUCUCUGGACUGGCAGUCAUAAAGGCAUCGGUAAUAUACUUGUACAUACGAGUCUUCAACAUUCAAGGCUUCAGGACCCUUCUCUGGUGCACGCAGAUUUUCAACUUUCUUCUCGGGGGAGGCUACAUCUUGCUCAGCCUCGUUCAGUGCCAGCCAUUCCAGCACUAUUGGAACGGGUGGGAUGGCGAGCAAGAUGGCCACUGCGCAGAUCUUAACACAAUCGGCUUGACGCACGUAGCGUUUAACAUUGCGCUCGACGUGUGGAUGCUAAUUUUACCGGCCACGCAACUAUAUAAGCUUAACAUGGAGCUCAAGAAGAAAAUCGGUGUGAUGGCGAUGUUCAGUGUAGGCGUUUUCCUCACUUCAGUCAGCAUUGUACGGAUCAAAAGUCUUCUGGUGUUUGCUACGAGCUUCAACAUCACUGCCGAUUGCCUUUGGGGUAUUAUUUGGUCCUAUGUAGAGCUCUGCGUGGGGAUCUUCGUUGCCUGCAUGCCUGCCGCCCGACAGCUUGCGUGGAGGUUCUUCCCCAAACUUGUCAAUUACACCCGGGAAUCACUUACGGGGUCAAGUAAAUCGAAGCGUGAGGUGCAGAACGAGGAACUCACACCUAUCGCCAAGGGCAGACAGUCUUCAAAGUCAGGUACUUUAUCGUCAAACAUAACGCAAUCGAACGCAGGGUCUGUCAUGGACCCCAAUACACCUCGGAGCGCAAUGUUUGGUUAUCAACAGUCAGAUGAAGUCAUUAUGGUUCAUGAAAGAAAGGAAUGA